ACGUAUCGUAUGAUUCUCAUUCUAGAAUUCUUCCUGGAAGCGAACAAUACUUGUGCUAGCAAUUGGUUAGCUAGGGCAGGACCAUUAAUAAAAACUUAGUUAGAAGCCUAAGUCAAGAAACUACGAACCCUCUACAAGAUUGUGGGGAAAAUCUUUGUGAUAAUAAUUGCAACAUCUCAAUAUCAUUUUUUCUAUGUCCAAUUAGACUUUGUCGUCGUUUCUCUUCUACUCAACCCCGUCUGUGAUUCAUUCAACCUCUUUAACCUAUAAUAAACCGAAGAUAAGAUUUGCUUCGUCAAAAAACUAUAUGGCUGGAGGAGGAUCCGGUUCGAGUCCUUCUCGCACUCUUUUAAACACUCCAACUUGGGCUCUGGCUACUGUAUGCUUCAUCUUUAUUUUCCUUGGAAUUUUCAUUGAACACUUGAUCCAUCUUCUUUGUCAUUGGCUCAAAAAGCAUAGGAAGACCGCUUUGUUCGAAGCUGUGGAGAAACUCAAAUCAGUGUUGAUGCAACUAGGAUUUUUAUCUCUAUUAUUAGCAGUAAUACAAAGGCCAAUAUCCAAAAUAUGCAUACCAAAUAGAAUAACAAACUCCAUGCUGCCUUGUAAUCGUGAUGUUCUACUCGAUUCUACAAAAACCAUCAAUUCAGAAGAUCAUUGUGGCUCCAGAGGGAUGACUUCUUUCAUGUCACAAAGUGGAAUUAAUCAGUUAAACAACUUCAUAUUUGUGCUAGCAGUCAUGCAGAUUGUGUACAGUGUUGUCACAAUGGCUUUAGGAAGAGCCAAGAUGAAACGAUGGAAAAGGUGGGAGGACGAGACGAAGACCAUAGAAUAUAUGGCAGCCAAUGAUCCUAAUCGAUUCAGAUUUACAAGAGAAACCACAUUUGGUCGACGCCACAUGAACAAAUUUACAAACACUUCUUCUCAGCUUUGGAUUAAAUGUUUCCUGCGGCAAUUCUUUCAUUCAGUAGCCAAAACUGACUAUCUUACAUUACGCCAUGGCUUCAUUACGGCACAUUUACCUUCCACCAACGCCUUGAAUUUUCAAAAGUACAUUGAACGAUCUUUAGAGGAUGAUUUCAAAGUCGUCGUUGGCAUAAGUCCUUUCAUGUGGUUAAUAGUGGUCAUCUUCUUGUUAGUUGACGUCCAUGGUUGGAACAUCUAUCUUUGGGUAUCAUUUCUCCCACUCAUAACAGUGUUGGUGAUUGGGACUAAGCUGGAGACAAUUGUGGCCCAAAUGGCUCUUCAAUUGGAAAAUCAAAAAAGUGUCAUCAUAGGAUCCCCAUUGGUGCAACCUAAUGAUAGUCUAUUUUGGUUUAAUCAACCUCAAUUUGUUUUGACCCUUCUCCACUAUACCCUUUUCAUAAAUGCAUUUGAACUGGCCUUCUUUAUUUGGGUGACGUGGCAAUUUGGAAUAAGCUCUUGUUAUCAUGAGCAUGUGGAGAUCAUUGUUGUCAGGGUAGUUUUGGCGCUGAUGGUUCAAGUACUUUGUAGUUACAUUACUUUGCCUCUCUAUGCCCUUGUUACUCAGAUGGGUUCACAUUUCAAAAGUGCAUUGUUGGAAGAACACAUAACACAAGCCAUAAAGCAUUGGCACACAGAAGUGAAGAGGAAGAAAAAGAACAAGCUGCAGGAAUUAGAGUCAUCACAUUAUUCUGUUGCUACGACACAAAUUACUUCUCCAGAAAUAAAAUUAAGUGCUAGUGCUCAUGAAAUUCAAGAGAUCUCUGAAGAAUCACCAAAAGUAAAUAUAGUCCAUCAAAAUGAAUCACAAAUAGGUGUUGAUUGAAAGAGCAAAAUUAAAAGAAAAAAAUAUAAGUUUUUUCACAAUCUAGGAAUUAAAUACUUGGGGUUGUUUGGUAAGGUGUAUACGAAAAAUGCUAAAUAGUGUGUAUUAGAAAUGCUUACAUUAUUUCUUAUGUAUUAUUUGGUUUGGUGUAUUAAAAAUAACACA
Solanum tuberosum (potato) is the source of this 1951-nucleotide messenger RNA. Its product is annotated as MLO-like protein 3. Bases 308 to 1786 code for a protein of 492 amino acids. The transcript is spliced from 15 exons. Gene Ontology annotation, cellular component: membrane. The record is from RefSeq and is a predicted model, not a curated record. NCBI's taxonomy places the organism in Eukaryota, Viridiplantae, Streptophyta, Magnoliopsida, Solanales, Solanaceae. Gene Ontology annotation, biological process: defense response.